CAAAAAAAUGAAAUUAAAAAUUAAGUAAAAUCCCGCUAUAUCUGACCUCAUAAUGAUAAGCCAAGGUCUGUCAGUUGAUUAAACUUUAGUGUUUAUAGUGUUAAUAAGUUUGGUGACAAAAACAUGUCUCAUAAAAUUAUUUUCGCGGUGUUUACAAUUGUUCUAUUAACAUUACCUUUCAAAGCUAUUUCGGCCUGUGGGGGUAUCAAAAAUGUUUUAAUCGAAGUGAAAGAUAGUGAGAGUGAAAGAAGUAACAUCACAUUCAGUGGUUGCUUGGAGAGAAAAAAUUUUGGAGGGAAAACCAUUACCGAAAUUCAUAUAAGAAACCAAAAUAUUCCAAAUAUAGGAUGGGAAUAUAUUAAACAUUUAGUUAGAUUAGAUGUUUUAGAACUCAACAACUGCAAAAUUAAAAAUAUCGCUAGAGGAGCACUAAAAAAUUUACCAAGAAUCAGAGUUGUCGAAGUUACCCAUAAUUUGAUAACUGAGGUCACUGGAGGGAUCUACGACAUAUUUGAGACAAUCAAAAUCUUACGUUUAAACAACAACAAAAUUAGCUCAAUAACAGAUGAAGCCCUAUCCAAUAUGACAAUGACUGAAGUUAAUUUUAGCCACAACGAAUUUAGAGAAUGGAAGAAAGUCUGGUUUGCUUAUUCACCAGAUAUAGAAAUUUUGGAUUUUUCAUUUAAUAAAAUUGAAUCUAUUCCUAAAAGAGCAUUUGACGGGAUGCCUGUAUUAAAGGAAGUUGAUUUUUCAUAUAACAAGAUUUCAUCUAUAGGUAAAGAAGCAUUUAGAGCGCUCAAAUCAUUAAAAGUUUUAAAUUUAAAGAGUAACAGAUUAUCAAGCCUUAAUACGAACAUUUUUCCUCGUAAAAUAACGAUAGGCACUUUAAAUAUAGCAUCAAAUUUGUUCUGGAAGCUGGAUCUUAAAGAACACAAGGAACUGAGCUUAAGGGAGAUAGGGAUAGAUCAUAACCCAUGGUCUUGUCCUUGUAUGGGCAAUUUACAUGCAUGGUUAAACGCAAACAAAGUUACUCUCUUAAAUUCAGACAAUUGUGGCUUGUCAUUUUUACCCAUUUGUAUAACAGCAGAUUCUUGUGACACACCUCCGAACGGCAAAGGAUUAGAAAAUUAUCUUAGUGUGAUUAAUAGUUUAGAUGAUCUACAAAAGGAAUGUAUUGGCUUAUUAGUAGCAACAGAUCCCUAAAUUACCACAUAAUAGUAUUAAAUUUAAGAAUUGAAUAAAGUCUGAGUUUAGCAGAUUUUCAGUUUUGUUUAAUACUUUUAUUGUAUUAUUUAUUUAUUAAUAAAUAUUUUAUUAUA
Molecule: messenger RNA, 1319 nt
Organism: Diabrotica virgifera virgifera (western corn rootworm)
Lineage: Eukaryota; Metazoa; Arthropoda; Insecta; Coleoptera; Chrysomelidae
Product: chaoptin-like
Exons: 3
Coding region: 124-1203 (359 amino acids)
Molecular function (GO): protein binding
Source: RefSeq, a predicted model, not a curated record